AUGGCAGACCUGCUUGUGGACGCUUCCAAAGGGGUGAUGCUACCUCUGCUGUCCAAGCUCUCCAAGCUUCUAGAAGAAGAAUAUGUCAAGCUCAAAGGUUUGCGCAAGCAGAUACUGUUCUUGAAAGAUGAAUUGAGCGCCAUGAGUGCUGCGCUCCAGAUGCUCACCGAUGCAGAGAAGCUCAACCCUCAGAUGGAAGAAUGGAGAAACAAGGUUCGCGAGCUAGCCUAUGAUAUUGAAGAUUGCGUGGAUGCCUUCAUGAGCCGUGUUAACCAUGAUCGACACAGCAGCAGCUUCAAGGAAUUCUUUCACAAGCUGAAGAAACUGAAAGCACGCCAUGAGAUUGCCGAUGAGAUUGAAGAGCUCAAGAAGCGUGCAACAGAGGCAAGCGAGAGGUACAAGAGGUAUAAUUUUGUCAUGCUGGCAUCCAUAUCUGGCACUUCUUUUGUUGAUCCUCGGCUACCAGCGAUCUAUGAAGAGAUAGAUAGGCUUGUGGGCAUAGAUGGACCAAAGAAGCAUAUCAUUGAACGUUUAUCCUUGAGCACAAGGGGUUCUAUUUCAAGGCUGAAAGUGCUGUCGAUUGUGGGUUGUGGGGGUCUUGGUAAGACAACGAUUGCAAACCAAGUCUAUCACAAUAUCAAAAGCCAGUUUUCAUGUGCAGCUUUUGUGUCGGUUUCUCGAAGUCCUAAUAUGAGAAAGAUUCUAAGUGAUAUAGCCAAAGGAGUACAUAUAACUGAUAAUCCACUGGAUGACGAUGAGCAGCAGCUCAUUAACAAACUCAGAGAGCACCUCCAUGAUAAAAGUAACAAAUUCAGUAAGUAA
This is a messenger RNA of Miscanthus lutarioriparius, 822 nucleotides long. Lineage: Eukaryota; Viridiplantae; Streptophyta; Magnoliopsida; Poales; Poaceae. The record is from the annotation of a GenBank genome assembly.